This is a messenger RNA of Formica exsecta, 318 nucleotides long. RefSeq lists its product as uncharacterized. NCBI's taxonomy places the organism in Eukaryota, Metazoa, Arthropoda, Insecta, Hymenoptera, Formicidae. The coding region runs from base 1 to 318 and encodes 105 amino acids. Gene Ontology annotation, molecular function: nucleic acid binding. The transcript has a single exon. The record is from RefSeq and is a predicted model, not a curated record.
AUGGUAGCACAAUACGUCGAUCGCGACUACCGCGAAUGGGACGAACAGAUCCCCGCACUACAGUUCGCAUACAACACCGCCACGCACGACGCUACGGGGUACACACCGGCGUACCUGAAUCACGGCCGCGAAUUAGUACCACCCGCCCCCGCCCUCCCAACACCUACGGAUGCCCCAGAACCCGACAUCGUCCGACAACAACUCCGGGACGCCGAGGAAGUCGUCCGCAUCAACCUGGCCAGGGGAUUCCAGCGACAACAGCGAUAUUACGACCUACGACGACGAGAAUGGCGACCAAAGCUAAGCGAAUAUGUGUGA